Entelurus aequoreus (snake pipefish) is the source of this 2473-nucleotide messenger RNA. RefSeq lists its product as uncharacterized. The transcript has 8 exons. Bases 269 to 1204 code for a protein of 311 amino acids. Gene Ontology annotation, molecular function: dioxygenase activity. NCBI's taxonomy places the organism in Eukaryota, Metazoa, Chordata, Actinopteri, Syngnathiformes, Syngnathidae. The record is from RefSeq and is a predicted model, not a curated record.
UGUUGAUGCUUCCAAAACGAAUAAAGGGGCCUCUCUGGGCCCCCCUCCAUCAUGGGCCCCUAGAAUCCGUCUCCUUUACCCCCCCUUUUCGGCGCCCCUGCCCCUGCCCCUACGGAUUGGUUGAGAGUGGUCACGUGACUCAAUUUUACAACCCAGCUCCGAGUGUAUUCAUUUACAAGACGAAGAAGAAGAAGAUUGUCUUGACUCGGACACCAUUUUGGUCGAGUGUCAGUCAAGAUUUUCGACACAAAACUUUUAUUUUGAAACAAUGAGCAUUCCGGUGGUGGACUUCGGCGUGUGCAGCCUUAAAGUGCAGGACACCUCCCGCGCAAACUUGGAGCCUCUGAGCAGAGACUUAAAGACAGCUUUCACCGAAGUGGGCUUCGUCUUCUUGGACAACACCGGCAUCACCCAGGCGGAGGUGGAUGAUGUCAUGGACGCUUCCAGGAGGUUCUUCCUGCUGCCAGACCACCUGAAGCAGCCAUUGAGCAGGAAGACAUUCCCAAACUCUCCCAACCACGGCUGGGUAUCCCUGGAAACUGAAAGGUUAAACCCACUAAAGCCUGGAGACCUAAAAGAAGCGUUCAACAUGUCCUCACUGCAUCGUGACAUAAAAUGGCCCUCCCCUGAGGUUGCGGCGGGAUUCCGGGAGACCCAGACGGCCUUUUUCCAUCGCUGCAAAGAGCUGAGUCUGCGGAUUCUGAAGGUGAUGGCCCACAGUCUGGACCUGGACCCCGACGUGUUCCUGAGCGCUCACCGCCUGAUCGGAGCCGAUGAGAACUCAACGACGCUGCGUUCGCUGUACUACCCGCCGGUCAACAGAGAACUGGCCAAGGAGGGCCAGCUGAGGUGUGGCGAGCAUUCCGACUACGGGAGCAUCACCUUGUUGUUCCAGGAUUCUGAAGGUCUGCAGGUGCGCCAACGCUCAGGUGAGUACACCUGUGCUCCUUGUGUGCCCGGGGCGGUUCUCGUUAACAUCGCCGACCUCAUGCAGCGCUGGACCAGUGACCGCUUUGUCUCUGUGCUCCACAAGGUCUUGCUGCCCCCUGCUGGCGACUGCAGUACACGACAGUCUCUGGCUUUCUUCGUGCAGCCGGACGACGAGGCCAUCAUCACCUGCAUCGACGGAUCCAACAAGUACCCCCCAGUCACGGGGGGCGCUUACCUCACCGAGCGGUUUGGCGACUCCUAUGGCCAGGCUUGACACAUGUAUUAGCAUUAGCAUAUUUGCAAACUUUGAGACAAAUCGAGGCAAUCGAAAGCUUUUUGCGCACAAGAGCGGGUCCAAAACUGUGUCAUAAAGUGCUUAUUAGCCCGCGGGACAAUCAUUAGCAUUCCAAUAUUAGCAUGAUAGCUUUUUUUUGGUGCUAAUUUUGCAGGUAUACACCUCGGCGUCAAAUAUUUUGUUAGUUGAUGAAUGAUACCUGUUAGCAUGCUAACGUUAGUAUGCUAGCUUUUAUUAAGCUAAUUUUGUAGGCAUGCACCAUUGUUACUUGAUGCAUGCUAAUGUUAGAAGGCUAGCAUUUGAAACUAUUUUUAACCCUUGUGUGGUGUUCGGGUCUGUGGCAGUGACGUGCGGUGAGGUUCAUGGCUGGUGAGGCACUGACUUCAUCACAGUCAGAUUUACAAACAUAUGAACCCAAAAGAGUAUCUUAUUCACCAUUUGAUUGGCAGCAGUUAUGUUUAAAAUCUCAUACCAGCAUUCUUCCCUGCUUGGCACUCAGCAUCAAGGGUUGGAAUUGAGGGUUAAAUCACCAAAAAUUAUUCCUGGGCGCGGCGCCGCUGCUGCCCACUGCUCCCCUCACCUCCCAGGGGGUGAUCAAGGGGAUGGGUCAAAUAAAGAGGACACAUUUCAUUACACCUAGUGUGUGUGUGACAAUCAUUGGUACUUUAACUUAACUUUAACUUUACACAUACAAACUGUAGCACACAAAAAAGCACAUUUAAUUAAAAAAACGUUAUGGUCUUACCUUUACUUAUAAAUGAAGUCCAUGCGUCUCUGUUGUGCUGGAUUAAUGCACCCCCGCCGUAAAAUAGAUAGAUAGAUAGAUAGAUAGAUAGUACUUUAUUGAUUCCUUCAGGAGAGUUCCCUCAGGAAAAUUAAAAUUCCAGCAGCAGUGUACAGAAUUGAGAUCGAAUUUAAAAAAGUAAAUAAUGGGGGUAUAAAUGGAAACAAAAUAGAAAAAUAUUACAGUAGAAUAAAAACAAAAAGCAUCAAUGAGAAUACAAAUAUAACAGUAAAGUAAAAAUAUAACAAGAGAAACUAGGCAUUAGUGACAAUGUUAUGAAAACGUAUUACACUGUUAUUGUUUUGCAUCCCCCGUCAUUCUAGUACCCCCCUCCCUCCCAGAGAGGAGUUGUACAGUCUAAUGGCGUGUGGGACAAAGGAGUUUUUUAGUCUGACGGGAGUGUUAUAUCUACUAAAGCCCACACUUGAACUUUCCACGUGCAAGAUUGAAUCUAUUUAAAAAAG